This is a messenger RNA of Glycine soja, 858 nucleotides long. RefSeq lists its product as uncharacterized. The coding region runs from base 1 to 858 and encodes 285 amino acids. The record is from RefSeq and is a predicted model, not a curated record. NCBI's taxonomy places the organism in Eukaryota, Viridiplantae, Streptophyta, Magnoliopsida, Fabales, Fabaceae. The transcript is spliced from 3 exons.
AUGAGGGGGUUUGGUACUUUGGCAGCUCGCCCAGGGAAAACUGCCAGGAAGCUAGGUGGUUCAUCUACAAGGCCACAACAGCAGAUGCCAAGUCUCUAUGACCGAACCACAAAGCUGGAAGAGACUCUAGCUCAAUUCAUGCAAGUGUCAAUGUCAAACCAAAAGAGCACGGAGUCUACAAUUAAGAAUCUGGAAGUUCAGGUGGGCAAGCUUGCAAAGCAAUUAGCUGAAAGACCAUCCAGUAGCUUUACAGAAAACACGGAGAAAAAUCCUAAGGAAGAAUGUAAAGUUGUGAUGACUAGAAGCAGAAUGGCAACUCAAGCUGAGGAAGGAAGAUCUAAUAAGAAGGUGGAGGGAUUUAAACAACAGUUGGCUGAUCAUCCGGCACUGGAACUAGUUGAUGAUUUAGUUGAACUUGAAGAAGUUGUUGAGGAAGCAAAAGAUAAAGAGCGACACUUAGCUAGAUUUCUUGACAUCUUCAAGAAACAGGAAAUUACUUUGCCUUUUGGAGAAGCACUUCAGCAAAUGCCCCUCUAUGCCAAAUUUUUGAAGGAAAUGCUAACCAAGAAGAACCAGUACAUCCAUAGUGACAAAAUUGUUGUGGAAGGUAACUGUAGUGUUGUCAUUCAACGCAUCCUUCCACCCAAGCACAAAGAUCCUGGAGUUGUCAUGAUACCGUGUUCUAUCGGUGAGGUUGCUGUAGGCAAAGCUCUCAUAGAUUUGGGAGCUAGUAUCAAUUUAAUGCCUCUCUCCAUGUGCUGGCGACUUGGAGAGAUGGAAAUAAUGCCCACACGCAUGACCCUCCUGUUAGCUGACCGCUCCAUCACAAGGCCAUAUGGAGUCAUUGAAGAUGUUUAG